Messenger RNA from Dioscorea cayenensis subsp. rotundata (Guinea yam), 1288 nucleotides. RefSeq names its product protein SRC2 homolog. Lineage: Eukaryota; Viridiplantae; Streptophyta; Magnoliopsida; Dioscoreales; Dioscoreaceae. The record is from RefSeq and is a predicted model, not a curated record. Gene Ontology annotation, biological process: defense response. Bases 212 to 1129 code for a protein of 305 amino acids. The transcript has 2 exons.
UCUUCCCCUAUACUAAACUUUGCUGUUCUAUUACUAGUGUUUGUUUAUAACGCAGGGAAUCUCCUUAUCAUCAAGUAAAGCAAGCUUCCAGGUUAUGCCAAAGUUCUUUUUAUCUACCUUUUCUUUGUUAUGCUACUUUCCCAAAAGAAAGUUCCUAUCACAUGAAAACUUAUAGACCUGUCUUCAGCUCCCUGUCCAAUUUUGCUCGAAAAUGGGAAAAAUUCUUAUUGAAGUCUGCAUGAUCUCCGCCCGUGGCCUUCCUCGGUCAUCGUCUCUCUGGAAACGCCAAUGGUUUGCUGUUGCUUGGAUUGAUCCAAACAACAAAUUCUGCUCAAAGAUAGACAGUUCUGGGAGUUCCAAUCCAACUUGGAAAACCAAGUUUACAAUUACUGUUGACAGCAUGAAAACAGAUCUGCAACAACUGUCUUUGACGGCAGAAGUUUACAGUAGAGAUCCCAUUUUUCUGAGGGAAAAGCUUCAAGGAACUGCUAUUGUUAUGCUAAAGGAAUUCUUCACCAAAUUUGGGAAGUCCGCAGAGCCAUCAAGAUCAGGAAAUGAGGAGACUGGAAGUUACCAGUUACGUAAACAAAAAUCUGGCAAGCCUCAAGGCUUUGUUGAUAUAGCUGUUCGUAUUUAUGAGCAGAGUGAGAGUGGUCCCUCUUACCCAGGAAUUAAUGAAGGCAUAAGCGUAGCUAUAGAAGAUGGACCAGUGUUGGCGUAUCCCAACAAGCCUCAGCCAUUUCCAGAUAACCAUUUCAACAACAGCUACCCCAAUGGCAGCUAUCCUCACAGCCACCCUCAGCCACCACCCUCAAACUACGCAAACCCACAGGAUUCCAAUGCAGGAUACCAUCGGCCUCCUCCCCCACCCCCGCCACCCCCACCCGCUAACACGGGCUUCCUGCCAACAUUAUUCCCCGGAGCAAACCCCUUACCAGAAAGUUAUGUUGGCAUGCCAGGGAGUGGCUCUGCAGGACGUGGCAGUGGACCCGGGUUCGGAAUGGGUCUUGGAGCUGGGGCAUUGGCUGCUGGUGCUGUGAUAUUUGGAGAUGAUUUCAUGUCUGGUUCCAGUUAUCCUCUAAACUUGGACGGUUGCAGCCUCACUGUGUCCACAGAUCCUCUUUUCUAGUUUAUUGAAGGUUGCUUGAUGUUGAUGAUGUUAUUCAGUGAAAUUACUGUGUCAUGCUCUGCUGCCGCUCUGAUAUGUUAACCUUGUUCUUCAUUUAUUGUGUUCUGACUUUGUACAUUCCUGAAUAAAAGAAGCUGUUCUAGCAAAUAUGCAAUUCAA